Messenger RNA from Colius striatus (speckled mousebird), 1116 nucleotides. Its product is annotated as acrosin-like. The coding region runs from base 1 to 1116 and encodes 371 amino acids. The record is from RefSeq and is a predicted model, not a curated record. NCBI's taxonomy places the organism in Eukaryota, Metazoa, Chordata, Aves, Coliiformes, Coliidae. Gene Ontology annotation, molecular function: serine-type endopeptidase activity. The transcript is spliced from 7 exons. Gene Ontology annotation, biological process: proteolysis; acrosome reaction.
AUGGCGUUCAUGGUCCAGCUGGAACCGAGGUACCUGGGGAGCGAGAGCAGCAUGAUGCAGUGCCUGGUGCUCAGAGCCCUCAGCGCCCUCUGCCACAAACCCGCGAUGGGAGAGGGACAGAGGGACAAAGCUAUUCAGGUAGCGGCCAACAGUCGGCCACUGCUGCACGCAGGGAGAAGCUGCGGGACCCGGCCCUUGGCUGAACACCACGGGGUGUUGCGCGUCGUGGGCGGCAGCGAUGCCUCCCCGGGAGCCUGGCCCUGGAUCGUCAGCAUCCAGCUUCCCGGGGCAGUGGGCAGCGGGCACAUCUGCGGAGGCUCCCUCAUCCAUCCCCGGUGGGUCCUGACCGCAGGACACUGCUUUGACAAGUACAGGAACGUCCCGACGUGGCGCAUGGUGAUCGGGGCCACCCGGCUGUCUGAGCUGGGCUCCGAGGCCCAAGUGCGCAAGAGCAAGCGGCUGCUGAUCCACGAGAGCUACCGCAAAGGCGCCUUCGAGAACGACAUCGCCCUGCUGGAGCUGGACGAGCCCGUGCAGUGCAGCAACUACGUGCAGCUGGCCUGUGUGACUCACUUCUCCGACGUGGUGGUGUCACAGCUCACAGACUGCCACGUCGCUGGCUGGGGCUACACCGCGGAAGGCUCUGCAGAAACAUCCGACGUGCUGCAGGAGGCCAAGGUCCGCCUCAUCAAUGUCAAGCUCUGCAACAGCAGCGAGUGGUACGGAGGGGCUGUGCGCAGCUACAACCUGUGUGCUGGCUACCCGCGGGGCGGCAUCGACACCUGCCAGGGUGACAGCGGGGGCCCGCUCGUCUGCAGAGCUCCACACGCCAACUUCUUCUGGCUUGUGGGCCUGACCAGCUGGGGGAAAGGCUGUGCCAGACCAAAGCAGCCUGGGGUCUACACCUCCACCCAGCACUUCUUCAACUGGGUCCAGUCACGGAUUCGCUCAGGAGGAAGUGCUGCCACACUCGCCCGGCCAAAGAGGCCAUCACAAGGCUCAGCCCUGGCAACAACAGCAGUGACUGAGUCCUGCUCAUUCCCACUCCAGAAGCUGCUGGAUUUCGUUAAUUGGAUCCAGCAGCUCCUGCAGUCUCUGCAGGGAAAAGUGGCUUAA